AUGACCGCUUCAAGCACCAUCUCAUCAGAAAGCAAUUCAAUUGAUAUUGAAAGUCCCAAGGAUAUGCAUGACCACUUCGAUAAGGGUCGAAGAGCUGAAAAAGUGUUAUGGGCAGUUGCAGUCCUGUCAGCAGUAUUCAUCGCUGCCGAGUUUGCUGGUGGUUUCUUUGCUUCGUCGUUAGCAAUCAUGACCGAUGCUGGUCACAUGCUUUCGGAUCUGUUAUCGUUCAUCAUUUCCAUUGUCGCCAUUCGAACAGCCCGACAACCACCAAGCAAACGUCUUUCAUGGGGAUAUGAUCGAGCAGAAGUGUUGGGUGCGAUGAUUUCGGUCAUUAUCCUUUGGGUGCUCACAACAGUUCUUGUUCUGUUGGCCAUCGAACGAAUUGUAAACAACAAACUAUCGGUGGAUGCUGAUGUGAUGCUGAUCACGGCCUGUGUUGGAGUCGGAUUUAAUGUCAUCAUGGGUAUUGUGCUGCAUUUUGGAAGCGGUGGCCAUGGACAUACUCAUGGAGGAGCCAGUCAUGGUCAUUCCCAUGGCGGCAAAAAUGUAAACGUCCGAGCAGCUUUCAUUCACGUUAUCGGCGAUCUGAUCCAAUCGAUUGGUGUGCUCAUUGCAGCUCUGGUCAUCAAGUUCACUGGCUGGGAGUUAGCAGAUCCGAUUUGCACUUUCCUCUUCUCAAUAAUCGUACUGUUCACGACAAUUCACGUACUUCGAGAUAUCUUCUUUGUACUUAUGGAA
Molecule: messenger RNA, 738 nt
Organism: Cooperia oncophora
Lineage: Eukaryota; Metazoa; Nematoda; Chromadorea; Rhabditida; Trichostrongylidae
Source: the annotation of a GenBank genome assembly